Rhinopithecus roxellana (golden snub-nosed monkey) is the source of this 1710-nucleotide messenger RNA. It is a transcript of the gene CCN5, whose product is annotated as cellular communication network factor 5. Gene Ontology annotation, cellular component: extracellular matrix; extracellular region. The coding region runs from base 454 to 1206 and encodes 250 amino acids. Gene Ontology annotation, molecular function: heparin binding; integrin binding. The transcript has 4 exons. Gene Ontology annotation, biological process: cell adhesion; signal transduction. The record is from RefSeq and is a predicted model, not a curated record. Lineage: Eukaryota; Metazoa; Chordata; Mammalia; Primates; Cercopithecidae.
CCUUGGGUCAGCUCUGCAAAGGGGGUGUUUACUGGAUGCUUCCGGUAUCUGCAGCACCACUGGGGUUCAGACAGGGGGUCUGGGAUAGGGCUUUGCAACUACAGCAGGGCUAGGACCCUCUUGGGCUGGGAGGAGAUAGGGAGGCUCCUGCAAGCUGUCACAGACUCUUGGUGCUGGCACUGGCUCGGGCUUUCACAUGCGCGCGCACACACACACACACACACACACACGGACAGGCACCCCCUUGGUGGCCUUCACAGUUUCACCUUCAGGUAAAUGGGCUCAUCCUUUGGGCCAUGAGGAUGGGAAGCGAAGCAAGGAAUGAAAAAGCUACUCUGUGUGUGUGUGUGUGCGUGCGUGUGCCUGUGUGUGCCUGGGAGUGACCUCACAGCUGCCGGAACAUAAAGACUCACAGGUCCGCCUCCCAGGCUCAAAGCUGGCUCUGCAGGGGACAUGAGAAGCACACUGAAGUCCCCCCUUCUGGCCUUCUCCCUCCUCUGCCUCCUCUCAAAGGUGUGUACCCAGCUGUGCUCGACACCAUGUACCUGCCCCUGGCCACCUCCCCGAUGCCCACUGGGAGUAGCCCUGGUGCUGGAUGGCUGUGGCUGCUGCCGGGUAUGUGCACGGCGGCUGGGGGAGCCCUGCGACCAACUCCACGUCUGCGACGCCAGCCAGGGCCUGGUCUGCCAGCCCGGGGCAGGACCCGGUGGCCGGGGGGCCCUGUGCCUCUUGGCAGAGGACGAUGGCAGCUGUGAGGUGAACGGUCGCCUGUAUCGGGAGGGGGAGACCUUCCAGCCCCACUGCAGCAUCCGCUGCCGCUGCGAGGACGGCGGCUUCACCUGCGUGCCGCUGUGCAGCGAGGACGUGCGGCUGCCCAGCUGGGACUGCCCCCACCCCAGGAGGGUCGAGGUCCUUGGCAAGUGCUGCCCAGAGUGGGUGUGCGGCCAAGGAGGGGGACUGGGGGCCCAGCCCCUUCCAGCCCAAGGACCCCAGUUUUCUGGCCUUGUCUCUUCCCUGCCACCUGGUGUCCCCUGCCCAGAAUGGAGCACGGCCUGGGGACCCUGCUCGACCACCUGUGGGCUGGGCAUGGCCACCCGGGUGACCAACCAGAACCGCUUCUGCCGACUGGAGACCCAGCGCCGCCUGUGCCUGUCCAGGCCCUGCCCGCCCUCCAGGGGUGGCAGUCCACAGAACAGUGCCUUCUAGAGGAGGGCUGGGAAUGGGGACAUGGUGUCCACCAUCCCCAGCAGGUGGCCCUGUGCCUGGGCCCUGGGCUGAUGGAAGAUGGCCCCUGCCCAGGCCUUUGGCUGCAGGCAACACUUUAGCUUGGGUCCACCAUGCAGGACACGAAUAUUAACACCCUGCCUGGUCUGCCUGGACCCUGAGGUACAGUGGAGGCGCAAGACCUAGUCCCCUUUCCUCUAACUCACUGCCUAGGAGGCUGGCCAAGGUGUCCAGGGUCCUCUAGCCCAUUCCCUGCCUACACACACAGCUUAUAUCAAACAUGCACACAGGCGAGCUCUCUCUCCAACUUCCCCUGGGCAAGAGAUGGGACAAGCGUUCCCUUAAUAUUGAGGCUGCAGCAGGUGCUGGGCUAGACUGGCCAUUUUUCUGGGGGUAGGAUGAAGGAAGGCACACAGAGAUUCUGGAUCUCCUGCUGCCUUUUCUGGAGUUUUGUAAACUCGUUCCUGAAUACAAGCCUAUGCAUGA